AUGAAGCUCACUUCCAUUGUUGGCGCGAUCCUUUGCGCCGAGGUUGCUCUUGGUGCGCGAUUUACUGAGAAGCGGCGUGAGCGCGCUGCCCAGCGUGCUUCCAAGCGGGCUCUAUCCCGUACAAGUCUGCCAAAGAUUGCGGCGGAUGAUGGUGUCCUCGAAACCUUUGAGACUGGCAACGAGACCGCCCAUGUCGAUUACUCCACCAACUGGGCCGGUGCUGUAUUGAUCGGCUCGGGCUAUAAGUCCGUCACCGCAACGUUCGUAGUCCCAACUCCAUCGGUUCCCUCCGGUGGUAGCUCGAGAACCGAGUAUGCGGCCAGUGCCUGGGUAGGAAUCGAUGGAGAUACCUGCCAGACGGCUAUUCUACAGACUGGUGUGGACUUCUAUGCUCAGGGAAGUUCAGUGUCGUUCGAUGCAUGGUACGAAUGGUACCCAGAUUAUGCCUACGACUUCUCUGGCAUCACCAUCAGUGCCGGGGACACUAUCACCAUUACCGUGACAGCUACUUCGACAAAGGCCGGCACUGCCACCGUUGCUAACAAGUCUACGGGCAAGACCGUCACGCACACGUUCUCGUCACAAUCUGCUGCAUUGUGCGAGACGAACGCUGAGUGGAUAGUUGAGGACUUCAGCUCCGGGAAUUCCCUUGUUCCUUUCGCCGACUUUGGCACCGUUACGUUCACUGGGGCUUCCGCCACAACCAGUAGCGGAACUGUUGGGGUUAGUGGUGCAACUAUCCUUGACAUCAAGCAGAACAAUAAAGUUCUGACUGAUUGUUCGACCUCGGGCUCUUCAACUGUCCAGUGCACCUAUACCGGUUAA
Molecule: messenger RNA, 825 nt
Organism: Neoarthrinium moseri
Lineage: Eukaryota; Fungi; Ascomycota; Sordariomycetes; Amphisphaeriales; Apiosporaceae
Exons: 3
Coding region: 1-825 (274 amino acids)
Biological process (GO): proteolysis
Molecular function (GO): glutamic-type endopeptidase activity
Source: RefSeq, a predicted model, not a curated record